Anolis sagrei ordinatus is the source of this 1860-nucleotide messenger RNA. RefSeq names its product dipeptidase 1 (gene DPEP1). Gene Ontology annotation, cellular component: plasma membrane. NCBI's taxonomy places the organism in Eukaryota, Metazoa, Chordata, Lepidosauria, Squamata, Anolidae. Gene Ontology annotation, molecular function: metallodipeptidase activity. Gene Ontology annotation, biological process: proteolysis. The record is from RefSeq and is a predicted model, not a curated record.
CAAGGCCGCUAUCAGUCUGCUUCGGGCAUCAAACGAAGGAGCUGCUGAUCAUCUCUCCUGACAAAGCCUGGAAGAAGGUGCAACCCUUGACUUUGGAAACUGUGCAUCAUGGCAGGACACCUGGUCGCUUGCCUGCUCCUCUCCCAAAUUGCCCUCGGAGCAGGAGAUUCGUAUCUGUCGGAGGCAGAGAGAAUCAUGAAAGUGACACCUGUAAUAGAUGGGCACAAUGACCUUCCCUGGCAGCUGCUCUUACAUUUCAACAACCAGAUCGCCAACAACCAGUUGGCAAACUUGACCCAGCUGAACAAGACGCACACUAACAUCCCAAAGCUGCGCCUAGGGCACGUGGGAGCACAGUUCUGGGCCGCCUAUGUUCCCUGCAAAACCCAGAACAAGGAUGCCGUAAAGCGAACCUUGGAACAGAUUGACGUCGUUCACCGCAUGUGCCAGCUCUACCCAGAGGCCUUUGAGUGUGUCACCAACAGCACAGGCAUCGAGAGGGCCUUUACUGCUGGCCGGGUGGCCAGCCUGAUUGGGGUGGAGGGUGGCCACUCCAUUGACAGCAGCAUGGCUGUCCUGCGCACCUUCUACCUGCUGGGCGUUCGAUACAUGACCCUGACCCACAGCUGCAACACUCCCUGGGCAGAUAACUGGUUAGUGGACACCAAUCAGGAAAACCCUGUCCAUCAUGGCCUGACCAAUUUUGGGAAGAAAGUGGUCAAGGAAAUGAACCGCCUGGGCAUGAUGGUGGACCUGGCCCAUGUCUCGGUGGAGACCAUGAACGCGGCGCUGGACAUCUCCGAGGCCCCAGUGGUCUUCAGCCAUUCCUCUGCCUAUGCCAUUUGCAAACAUAAGCGCAAUGUGCCAGACGAGGUGCUUCUCAAAGUGAAUAAGACCAACAGCCUCGUGAUGGUGAACUUCUAUAACGACUAUGUUUCCUGCAGUCAUGACGCCACGCUCUCGCAGGUAGCAGAUCAUUUGGACCACAUCAAACGCAUCGCUGGGCCAGGCGCCGUUGGCUUCGGAGGAGACUAUGAUGGUGUUUCCAGGCUCCCCGAUGGCCUGAAGGACGUCUCCGGAUACCCAAAAUUGGUGGCAGAGCUGCUGAGGCGGAACUGGACGGAGGACGAGGUCAAGGGCGCUUUGGCUGAUAACCUCCUGAGAGUUCUCCGGAGAGUGGAGCAGGUCCGGGAUGAGAAGGCCCAGAAAGCUGAUGACGAUCCCAUCGAUUUCAAGGCUAUCCAAGGGGAAUGCCGAACCGACUAUGGCUACUCAAACAAGGGUGACCAUCCCAGGCUCCGACCCAUCGGCCUCGUCUUCCUUCUCUCAUUCCUGUUUCUCCUCUAGGAAACCCGACAACUUAGUUGGCCUCAAAGGAGAGGAGGAGAUUUCCUGAAAACCUGUUCCAGACAUCAUGGCUGCAUGAGAUUCAGCCAAGCGAAUCCAAGUGUUUUGGACUUCAACUUCCACAACUCCUAACAGCCAGAAGGCUGUUAGGAGUUGUGGGAGUUGAAGUCCAAAACACCUGGAAGGCCGAAGUUUGCCCAUGCCUGAUCUACAGGACCAAGCUCUUAUAGCUCUAUCAGCUCUAUGGACCAAGCAAUAGCCAAUUCAACCCAUCCUCAGAUCAAAUGAGAUUUUAGUUAAUUAACCAGAGGAAGAUAGGACUGUAAUGAGUAAAAUUGGGCAACAUAAUAAAGGAUAAUUAUUACUAAGAGAACUGGCAGGGAAGGAGUGUAUAAACCUCUGUGACUUGGAACAGAGCAGAUGGGAGAAGGCGAAAUUUUAAACUGUGAUUUGCUGCUGUAUUGUAAUAUUGUAUACAGUAUAUUGUGGAAAUUUAAUAAAUCUAUUUUAGAA